This is a messenger RNA of Talaromyces rugulosus, 396 nucleotides long. RefSeq lists its product as uncharacterized. Bases 1 to 396 code for a protein of 131 amino acids. The transcript has 2 exons. The record is from RefSeq and is a predicted model, not a curated record. Lineage: Eukaryota; Fungi; Ascomycota; Eurotiomycetes; Eurotiales; Trichocomaceae.
AUGCGUUUCUCAAUUAACUCUGGUUUCGCUGUUCUUGCAGUCCUGUCCUUCGCAUCAGUUGGCAAAGCGGUUAGCGGUCGUUGGGGUGUCGCCUUCACCGAGGACGCAACAUUUUCUGGACCACAAGUUGAUAGCUUCGGUAACAGUGUGCCAAGUGGAUGCGUGAGUGUCGACACUAGACUCAAACUUCAAUCGGUGGGUCUAUUCGGAGACGGCCCAUACUGGAAAGUCAGUGAAGCAGGGUGGGACGUUUUCCCCUUUGAGUCAGUGGACUGUUCCAGUGACGAAGAACGUCAAGUCGGUCUAUCUGAAGAAGGUGGUCAUAGGGCUUCUUCAGUGGGCUGGAAUAGCUUCGAAGUACAGUGGUUGGACGCAGUAAAGGGGUAUGAUGAGUGA